AUGGAUAUUCUUUACAUUUUCCUAUUCGCCGUUGUGCUUCCGUUCGUCGUCGCUGGGCCGCCAACACAGUUUCCGUUUCUUGAAAAACUGACGCAAGAUGAGAAAGCAACAUUUCUCGAUAUAUUCAAAAAUCAAAAUCUGACCAUCGAACAAAUCGAUGCGAAAAAGGCGAAGUUUGCAAAGGAGCAUCAUAUCACGGAAGAAUAUGAAAAGUUUGAAGAACAACGACGACAGAAUGAGAAGGAAAAACGUGAAAAAAUGAAGGAAAUAAUCGAGAAGCUUCCAAUCAUUGCGAAACAAGCUGAAACAAUUCUGAAAAAUAAGAAAUUGACGAAAAGAGAGCAAAGAGACGCAAUUGCCGAACUUAAAGCGAAAAAUCCAGACGUCACUCGCGCUCUCUUCUUCAUUUUCAAUAUGCCACAAUCUUCUGCAAAUUGA
This is a messenger RNA of Caenorhabditis bovis, 438 nucleotides long. Lineage: Eukaryota; Metazoa; Nematoda; Chromadorea; Rhabditida; Rhabditidae. The record is from the annotation of a GenBank genome assembly.